Molecule: messenger RNA, 1641 nt
Organism: Mollisia scopiformis
Lineage: Eukaryota; Fungi; Ascomycota; Leotiomycetes; Helotiales; Mollisiaceae
Exons: 4
Coding region: 1-1641 (546 amino acids)
Molecular function (GO): copper ion binding; oxidoreductase activity
Source: RefSeq, a predicted model, not a curated record
AUGCUUGGAGUCAGACUGCAUCCCCAAGACCACGAAUCUAGACCUCCAACCACAAUUACCCAUCGCUGGAAGGUCAGUUCCGAUUACCGAUCCCCUGACGGAGUUCGAAAGCUCGUAUAUUUGGUCAAUGAUCAGUUCCCGGGUCCUACUAUUCAAUGUCGUUCUGGGGACAGAUUGGUCAUCCAUGUGACGAAUAAUUUGGCUUCAGAAGGGAUUUCCGUGCACUUCCAUGGAUUGGAGAUGCGUGGUGGAAAUCGGAUGGAUGGUGCUGUCGGCUUCACACAAUGUCCUAUAUCCGCAGGGUCAACUUUGACUUACGACUUUCUAGUCGGGGAGCAUCAAGCAGGCACGUUUUGGUGGCACGCUCAUUCUCAGGUGCAGAGAGGAGACGGCAUGUAUGGCGGACUUAUUGUUCAUCAGCCGCUUUCUGUGAAAGAUGAGGCUCAAACGUAUGGGUACGAAAGUGAUGUCCUUCUCAUGAUUGGAGACUGGUAUCAUCGAAGUGCUGAAGAGGUUCUCGCGUGGUAUACCAGCACCAGGGGUUUUGGAAAUGAGCCUGUACCCGACUCUUUACUUGUGAAUGGAGCUGGAAAAUUCAUCUGCUCUAUGGCUGUUCCUGCAAGGCCUGUUGAGUGUGUUGAGACUGAAGAUCAGGAUAUGCUUGGCGUUCUCGGCACUACACAUCUUGAGAAAGCUGUGAGACUCCGCUUAGUGAAUGUGGGAUCCCUCGCAGGCUUCUCCGUUCAGAUGUCCUCAGCAAAGCUCGAACCCAUAACAGUUGACGGAGGCUUUCCUAUUGUUGGAAAUCCUGCAGAUUCAGUUGGAAUAGUAUAUCCUGGUGAGCGUCUGGAUGUCCUUGUUCGCUGGGACGAGCAGGCUACCUCUCAUUUUCCACAGCUGCAUAUCUCUCUCGAUCCUGAAAACUUCAAAUAUCCAAACAUGGCACUCCGACCCAAUCAAUCCUUUCCGGUACUCACCUCUGGCUCGCCCAUCUCAUCAUCCAAGGCUCAUGAGCCUCAUCACUUCGAUCUCGCAACUGCGAUUGCUGUAUCAACUUCGCCACUACCGAACACCGUCGAUCGAACCAUAUUACUUUACACCAAGACCCAAAAGUUGUCAAUAGACAAUAAUCAUCCCACGGGCUUCAUGAAUCGAACCUCAUGGUCUCCACAAAGAUUUCCUCCUCUCCCACUCAUCUCGCUUCCUCGCUCACAGUGGGAUGACAACCAAUUAAUUCCAUACAUCCCCAUGCCUUCUGAGCGGGAGACAUGGGUAGAUAUCAUUAUCAACAAUUUAGACGAGGGAGCUCAUCCUUUCCAUCUUCAUGGUUACUCCUUCUAUGUCCUCGCUUCAUAUCGAUCAGAUCAUGGCUGGGGAAGCUACUCUCCAUAUGCUAUUGCUGGGUCUUCUGCGUUAAAGCCGAACAUGAACUUGGAGAAUCCAGUGAAGAAGGAUACAGUUAGUGUGCCUAGAAGAGGGCAUGUUGUUGUCAGGUUCAAGGCGGACAAUGAAGGAAUUUGGAUGUUGCACUGCCAUGUGUUAUUUCAUCAAGCAAGCGGGAUGGCCAUGGGAAUUCAGGUUGGUGGUAAUGAGAACCAUGAAAUGGUUGACAAUGGAGCCAGAAAUAUGUGUCAACCUUGA